Messenger RNA from Candidula unifasciata, 4563 nucleotides. The record is from the annotation of a GenBank genome assembly. Lineage: Eukaryota; Metazoa; Mollusca; Gastropoda; Stylommatophora; Geomitridae.
AAAACAGACAAGGUGUUCUCCCAGCAGAGAUCGGAGCCAGCACAAGGGCCUCUGCUGCUGGGCUGGUCCCUGUUGUUGUACAUUCAUGCCGAAGUGCAGAAGGCUCAGGGAGACGAAAGUGAUGCUGAGAUGUCUAAAACACUGAACCAAGCCCACCGUCUGGGGAAUGUUGCCUUGCAGCUGGGAGUCUUCGAGUAUCUCUUAGACUUGGUGGACUCUGAGCAUUUCUCUGGGAAGUCUGAAGAGGCCUCGUGUGCUCACUACAUUGUCUACACAGUUAUCUCAGCACUGCUGACUUUGUUUCAGGAGGAAUCACUGGGAAAUAUAGACGUUGUCUACAAGAUUGCUGGCAGGUUACUGAAAUGGGACUUUAUUGCCGACACAGUUUGGGAAAAGGGCGAACCCGAAGGGUUAUCAAUCUUGUACAACUCUGCCAAAAAGUGGUUUCCCUUGGACUUUGAAUGUUUCAUCCAGCAGAAUAUCUCCCUGGCCAGUGCCAGUCACUACAGUGCCCAGAAGGUCAAGGCAGGUCUGCAUAAAAUCAAAUCUUACACUGAAGCCAUCGACAGCAUCCGACCGCAGGACUUGCAGCACACUGGGGAGCAGGGGGUGUUUGUCUUGUUGAGGAACAAACACCCAUUUCACAGCGGUGAUUUUGUAAUAGAACAGAACUGCAAGGGAUCUCUAGUGACUCCAUCAGCUGGCCAUUGCAGCUUUACUGGUGUCGGUGAAGUCAUGAGAUGGCAGACGUCGUUCAACGGCUGGCAGUACUUGAUGGCUGAGAUCCAGGAACUGUUGUUCCAAGUGUGCCAGGGAGCUGGAAUGGUACAGACUGAGCGGCUCAUCAGGGUGACAAUGAUUAUGGAGUUGGUCAAGGAGGUCCUAAAGUCAGAUCCUGCUUCUGUAGCAGAAUUCCUGGAAUUACUCAAUUUUGGCUACCAGCUGAUCUUGAGGUUUGCUGUGUUAAAUCCAGCCCCUCCAGAGUUGUUGGCGCACACUGUCCAAUGUCUGGUGUUGGCAGUUCCUCAGUUUUUCUCUCAGGUCUCACAUCAUUUGAAGCAAACAGGCUUAUUGCCAUUCCUGACUGGAAACAUUGAUGACCUAAGCAAGAUCCAAAGUGGCGAGGGCAUUAGCCAGGGUCUCUAUGGCUGUGUCCUAGCUGGAACAGAAUGUGCCCAGGGCAUCUACAAUGUCACCCUGGCUGUGUUGGAUCUGGUAACCAAGCUUGUGCAGGUGUCCUCCAAAGAUGGCGGUGAGAGAGAUCACCUGGCCAGUGUGCUCUUCAUAAUGAAAGAAGUGUUUCCACGAUUCCACAAGUGGAGGUAUGUGGACGUUGGGCAACGAAAGAACAUUGGGCAGAAAUGUCUAGAGCUUUUCCAUCAGAUAUUAAAUCUGGCAUACAUGCAGGAACAACACAGUUUAAAAAAACAGAAGGGUCCAGGGCUGCAGGAGGCUUGCGUGUACAGCCUUCUGUUCACGGAGGCUGGCCGUUCACUGCUGGAGAUUGUUGCUACAGGAGUAGAUCACAUCCAGAUGGCUUUAUCACAACAGUCCAGUUUGACAGAGGGUGCUGGCGUCGACCUGUUGAAGCUGGUUGAAAUGUCCUUGUCCCUUCUCAACCGUCUUCUCCUUCUGAAACCUCCAGAACUUGGACAAUCGCCAGUUGAGCAGGCUCUAUCCUCUCAGCCACCUGGACGACAGCACCAACAUAUUGUUGCCACAAUAGCCCAGUAUGUGUACCACCGCCACAGCCACAAACUGCCAACAAUGGCCACUGUACUUCUGAAGCGCCUGGCAACGGUGUCGCCGAUGUCUAUACUAGCCUGCUUGGGCAACGAUGCGGAACCCAUCCGGGACCUAUUCCUGACAAGACUGCAGGCAGUCUCUGAGGCUGUUGACCUGAGGGUGGCAAUAUUGGAGAUGUUGUCAGUGUGUGUAGACUGCCAGCCAGGCCUGAUUGAGAUCUUCCUUAAUGUGCAGCAGCCUGACGAUAAAGGAACAGAACUGGGAAAGAAUAAUCUGACGUUGGGUCGCAGCAGUUGCCUCUCUAUUCUCCUGGACUUGAUUGAGGUGGACAAGCAAUGCACCUACGAAUGCCCGCCGGUGCUCUUGUGUGCAGCCCUGGAUUUUAUCCACUCUUUGUGGUAUGGCAUGAGGGAAAUACCCUUGGCUUUGCUAAGAGAGAAACAGACAUUCUGGCCUAGUGUCCUGGCAUCGUUGAAAGUUGACCUCCCACAGAUUAAUGACGAUAAUGAGAAAUCUAUACAGCCCUUGAAGCUUCAGAUCAAGCUGUGCUCGUUUGCCCUCAGGAUCAUUGCCUUGGAAAUAUAUGCUGUGGCAAGUAUGAAACUAGACGCUGUUUUAAAAAAGACUUUGCAAGAAACCUUUGCAAAUGACAGACUGAUGUAUUGGUCGAAGAUGGUGCGGGAGAACAUGCAGAUAAUGAGUGAUGCCAGUAAGUGUAUCCUUUCAACACCUGGCCAGACGGUUGCCGAACAUCCUGUUCUGAAUCUGUUACUGGCCUGGAAGAAUUUUGUGGUUAUGUCCAGUCGUUACAAGGUGUCUGAGGUGCAGUUGACAAACCGUAACAAAGCUCAGCUGCUUGACGACCUCCUGGUUGGAAUCCAGGCUCAGUUUGAGGCUCAGGAGCUGACCCAGAUCCAUGUGAAACUUGCUUCCAUCGCUAGUGCUCUGUACUUCACACUGAUCAAGGCUUGGGGAAAAGAGUUCCUUGAGAGUCAGCUAUCAGAGACCGCUAAUCUAAAGAACGGGGUCAAUCCGUUGGUACUGAUUGUCCAGAACCUGGCAGAGACUAUGCACAAGACGAGCGGAAGUGAUGUUCUCCUGCCGUCAGUUCACAUCGGGCUCCUGGGAGCAGUGACCAUAGUCUUGCAGCAGUGUGGGCCGAGGCUGGAGGAUCCGCCAAUGCUGAUCUCAGAUCUGCUUCCUGCCGUGUGCUCCGUGUUCCUUCAGAAUUCUGUGUACAUGCCCACAUUCUUGGAGAAGUUGGAUCAGAUGAAAGAUGGAUCCUUGGACCCUGGAACCUCAAAUUCUAGCUUUGGGGUCCAUGUAAAACUGCAGAUUGUCUCCUGCUGCCUCAUGGUAGAGCUGCUACAGACCAGCACAGACCUCAAUGCAUCGCUGAGGAUGCUGCAGAAGCAUGGAGUAGUGCCCUGUAUCAUCUCUACAAUAGAAGCUUUCUUCAAGGUGCAUGCUGGGAUCCCUUACAUCUACUACUGCCUGUUGUUGCUGAUCAAAAUUGCAGACACUGAGACGGGAGCAAGUAUGCUGUUAAACAGUAACUUGAGCUCUCACCUCUGCUUGGCGCUGACCUCCUGCUAUUCAACCGAAGAUUCAUUUCAGCCAAAAAGCUUUUUGUCAGAGACAUUUAGCAGCGUGCGACCUGUCACAGUUAACCGACAUACUUUGUACUGCUUGAGCCUAGAUCUGUUUGCCUGCAUGCUUCGGGUACUCAGACACUCCUUCCUGGACGAUGCCUUGAAUGUUGUUGGAGUUCAUCAAGAUAGAUUACAGCAGGCUCUGGAGAUGGCUCGGGUAGUUACAAGCAAGCCGGCCAUUGUGGAAGCUGAGGCCACUUGUAAUUUUUUGCUGCAGUUGUGUGCCUACCAUAGACAGUGGCGGUUUCAUUUGCCAGGUGUCAUGGCAAAUAUUAUGGGCUGUCUGAUGGCGAUGAUACAGUCAUACGUGGCUUUGCUGAUACGUCCACAGUAUCUGCUACAUUUGCUGGAGCAUCCCAAAGGGCAGGAGAGCUGGAGCAGAGCAGACGCCUGCAUCCUCACGUCUGCAGUCAUUCAGCACCAGAGCUCUCUGGAAGACGUGGAACAGCCCACCAGAAAACUGCUGGAUGCACAAAACAGCAUCCUAAAGCUUGUAACCAAGGGCCUAGCCUGCAUGAAACAUUUUACUCCGCCCCUGCCAGAAAUUUUGCUUGACCAAAGCACUGAUGUGAAAGAAUGGGAACCAGUCCUAACUCUUGGCUUUAGUACACCUUCAUUAGAUGACAACGAUGGAGCAAUAUCCUUUGGGACUUUGCUCAAUUGUGUCACCAUCUGUGUCAGGCUUCUGUCAAAGACAGAUGGGAAAUUUUCUCCUCACAAAGCUUCUCCAGAUGAUUCGAAUAAGAACCUUGUAUCACGGCAAGUUGCCAAUCUGGCCUUAGAGCUGUCUCUGAACAUAAUCAUGUCACAGGCCUGCCGUUACCUUCGAGAUCCAGACCGAGUACAAAGGGAAAGGCAGUUUUUGAAACGAGAACUUGGCACUGAAUUGAACUCCUGCUUAUCACCACUUCAGCGGCAGAUGAGAAGAGGAGGAGUCGAAAGAUCUCUGUCGUUGACACCACCUCAGUCACUGGCAGGAGCCCUCACAACAAGCACCUCAGCAGGUUUGGGGGCAACACAGACCACUGCCGGGUCAUCUUCAGCUACAGGGCACCCUUCAUUAACACCACAGUUGAGCCACUCCAUCUCCCAGUCUUCCGCAAGCAGCCACGACCCAGCUUUCCUCCGAUUGGUUCAGGAGUUUGUGCAGAAAGUUCUCAAGUAA